AUGAGGGUAUAUCUAAGCCGACAUGCGGAAUGUGAUCACAAUGUGGGCCAGACAGCCGGCGAUGCCGACCACUCCGGCCUAACCGAGCUCGGUCAGACACAGGCUCAGCUACUGGCGCGGCAUUUCCGCGACAAUGAUGUCCAGUUCACAGCCGUGUUCUCUUCGGACCUGGAUCGCGCGACCGAUACCGCGAGAAUCCUCUGCGCACAGCAGCUAGGUACUGGUCCGGCUAUGGAGCCCGUUCAGACGGAGAUGCUGCAGGAACAGUUCAUCGGGACUAAAAUAGCAACUAACUCGUCGACGAGACGCGGCGCUGCAGCAGGGGGUGCAUCAGAUGAAGGAUCUUCCCAACCCUCAGAAGAAUCGAUGUCCUCCAUGCGCGCACGGGCGAAUGGUUUUCUGCGUGACCACAUCCUGCCCCUGAUGACAGACCGGACGAGCGCAACUGACGCGGUAGCCGCUGUUGUCGCGCACGGGAUCAUCCUACAAGUCAUAUGGGCGUGUCUGGCCGACCUCUUCGACGCGAGUUCCUUCAACAUAGCCCAGGAGAUGGGCGGGGACGGAGAUUACAUGCAUCCCGUGUGGUCAAACACCGGCGUCAUGGAGCUGGAUAUUAGACCCAGUGGUCCGCCUCAGGAGAUGGUGUGCCAGAAUACAGUCCAGCCGAUUGUUAACCCGCCCUGGGUUUUGACGCAGGCCGUGCAGCCUACUCCACCUGGUGGCAAGAAUCCCCCGCUGAAGGGGUGGUCCGUUACCAUUCUCUCGAUGGAUAGUUUGGAUCAUCUCGAAGCCGUGAGCGAGCAGGAGCUAAAUCCCGCAAGAUCGGGGAGGUUGGAGAGGGAUGCCGUGCAUGGGCCUAGGGAGGGGAGUAUGGAUGAGUUUUUUCGGUUGAUGGGGACGGCCUGA
This is a messenger RNA of Penicillium lagena, 906 nucleotides long. RefSeq names its product histidine phosphatase family protein. Gene Ontology annotation, molecular function: phosphatase activity. The record is from RefSeq and is a predicted model, not a curated record. Gene Ontology annotation, cellular component: cytoplasm; cytosol. NCBI's taxonomy places the organism in Eukaryota, Fungi, Ascomycota, Eurotiomycetes, Eurotiales, Aspergillaceae. The transcript is spliced from 2 exons. The coding region runs from base 1 to 906 and encodes 301 amino acids.